GUAGCAUGUCGCCCAUAUCACGGGUUCGAAGUCGAUGUUUGGAGCCUUGGCGUGGUUUUGUGCGUCCUCUUGACGUCGAGUCUUCCCUUCGUCGCGCCGACUGUCCCCGAGCUGUUUCGAAAAAUUUGCAGAGUGGAACUGGCGUUUCCGCUUCCUUCAGGACCAACUGGUGCGACGGUGAACAGGAUACCCACCACCGACACGGCAACAGGCGGUCCUGCUGGUGCAACACCUAGACAAGCUAGUACCCUUUGCAAUGGCUUCGAGGUGGUGCGGAAGAUUCUGGUGGUAGAUUCACUGCGACGCUUUACGCUGAAACAAAUUCAAGAACAUCCCUGGUUCCUCUGUUCCAAUAGCAAUAGCUCGUUUGGAGGAAACCGCGCGGCACCGUCGUCGGGCGCUAGUGUCGAGCAGAAUGAGCUGCUGCAAGGGCCAGAUUGCACGGACAAACAAGUACUUCCACUGGAAAAAUGCUUUGAAGCUCCGAACCACGACAGUGCUCCUCCUUCUGGUGAGAAGACCCAAAAAAACAACACAAAAAAUGGCUGUGAUCGGAAUAGAGAAGGAAAUCGAAAUAAAGCGUCAACAUCGUGUGGCAGCUCCGACCGCAAGGAUUGUGAUUCUGGUGCCAUCGUUGAUCUCGACGAGGACUACGGGAUGUCCAAAAGCAUCUUUUUCGACGACAUCCAGCAACAGCGCUAUGCGGAGCGAUUUUUGGUCGGUCAGAAAAGCACCUGUCAAGACGUCUGGGAAGACGAACUCCGACUCGGCGGCAUGGAUGCCUUCCCUUUUGCAAAGCUGUACAAAAGACACUUCACGCGGAUACCUACCACCAGCAUGCCCACGCCUUGCUCUACUUCAGAGGAUUUUGCUAAGGAUAACGAAACGGAGAGCAACACCUCUCGCGGGCUUCAAGAAAGCAUGAAGUGCGCAGGUCUGUGUAGUGACGCAAUGAGGACACCAGGAACUACUAUCGAGCAGCGCACUACCACGAGCACGAUCGCUGGCGACCUGGCGCCGCUGGAACCAGGUGCAGAUCGUGCAGCUGCUCUUGACGAGACGAGAAGCAUAACGGUUACCACUCCGCCUAGGUCGACAGCCUCCUCAAGCCGGACCGGCGUCUUAUCCUCCUCCACUAAAAUCAGGGCGUGUCGCCGGCGAAAAGUCGCGGAGGACGACGACGGAAUUCCCACCAGGCAGUGCAGCCCGGCUUCAUGCUCGUCGUGCCUGCCGUCUGUUUCUCUUUCGCCAUCUCCUGCUGCGAGCUCUCCCGACGAGAGGAGGAAUUUCUGCCUAGGUGCGCCCUGUAAAGAGCAUGUGGUUGGGCCCGGAUCUUGUCCUAGCCCAAGGCGCGGGUUAGAGCCCCCGCUACCACCGCCACCAGAGGCUGUUCUCGGGAGUCCACCAGUGUAUGUCGUGCCGGGAAUCCAAAUCACACAGGCAACGUCGAAUGAUGUUCCGGUAAAAAGCACUGUUCCGAGUAGGUCGCUGGAGGUGGGAAGAGCGGAGCCUCUUUCCUCGUCUCCUCCUGAAGUUUGUGAAAGCCACCAGGAAGAACAGGUUUUUGACUGCAACAGCCCGAGGCCGAACUCCUCGAACACCGUGUGUAAAGUUGGAGAACGCCCCGACGAGGGAAAGCAGAGUCAACAAUCUCUCGGUCAUCGGCCACACUGUGCUGGCCCUUCGAAUAAAGGGAGUGAGAUGAUGCAAUCCAAGCUGCGAGGAACAAAGAUAUUGACAAUGUAUAGCGCCCACCCACCAGCACCGUCGGGGUCCCGGCUAUGGGGUGCCUGUCGGUGGCGACUUGGUUUUGAGCUUGAGACGCACCAAGCCGCGGUGGAACUCUGGCGUGUGGUUUUUGACGCGCUGAAGCGAUCCGGAUUCUUCUGGCGGAGCAAUGAAAAGGCCGGCUCGAGCUCGACGGUGAUACCGGCGUCGCAGCCAUUUCGUGUCGAAGUGGCCAGAUUGGUAAAAUGCAACGAGUCCGAUUCGCAUGCGCAAGAAAAAAUAAAAACCAUCCCUUCGGAACACGAACUUCUUUUCACUGUGCAGCUUUACGCGCGCUCUGUAGUGCGAAGCAACAGAGUCGCAACGGUAAGAUCGAAGACGCCCACCAAAGGAGUUUCUGGGCGCCCAUGCACUACAUCUUGUGCAGCUACGAGGAACAGGUUUGUGUUGGACGUGAGACUCAAUGCCACUGCUGGCAUUGCACGCGAUGAUCCGACAAACUCCGCAUCUAUUUCUUCGCUGCUGUGCAAAGCAGUUCAGGCAAACCGUUUUCUCGAGAGGCUGGUCAGUCUUUUUUUGGACAGGCAUGGGAUGAAGGUUUCCGGGGCUGACAAAUUGACGAAAAGCGAUCUUGUGAUUGUCAAGUAGAAAUGUGAUUCAUCGACGUGUGUGAACUGGCUUCUCGCUUUUGUUUUUGACGUCGUCAUCUUUACGUGUAGAACUUUUCCGAAGUAGUGGAUUCGGCAAGAAAAAUGUUUAUGGUCUUUGUACGAAUAAAGGAUCUCCAAUCUCCAUUGCCUCCACCUACUUGCUGUAGAAAUGAACCUGCCUUUCAUGCUCUCACACACUAGCUCUGCCUCUUCAUUGACGUAAGAUGCUGCUAGCUGGUCCUGCGAAACCGGGAGCAACUGUAUGAACAAAAAUUUUGCGGAUCCUAGUACCAGUUUUACUAGCUAGUUUUAGGAAGAUAUGUUGAUCACCAUCAUGUUGUUGUCACUAGUUGACUUUGUGAAAAGUUUCAUCUGUGGGCGUCAUCGUUUUGAGCGGCAAAGCCGACGAGCAAUAUUAGCUCUGGCAGCUCUCCUUCGAAUGAAAAAUUUGGAUCAAGAUUUUGCACAUCUUUUUUCAUAUUAAUCAGCAUAUGCGUGUUAACAGGCAG
Molecule: messenger RNA, 2887 nt
Organism: Amoebophrya sp. A120
Lineage: Eukaryota; Dinophyceae; Syndiniales; Amoebophryaceae
Source: the annotation of a GenBank genome assembly